Messenger RNA from Chinchilla lanigera (long-tailed chinchilla), 10263 nucleotides. It is a transcript of the gene Sdk2, whose product is annotated as sidekick cell adhesion molecule 2. NCBI's taxonomy places the organism in Eukaryota, Metazoa, Chordata, Mammalia, Rodentia, Chinchillidae. Gene Ontology annotation, molecular function: protein binding. The record is from RefSeq and is a predicted model, not a curated record.
CACCAUGUGGAGUCUGCUGGUCUGGACUCUGCUGGCUCUACAUCGGAUUCGCGUGGCCAGAGGCCAAGAUGAUGUGUCCCCAUAUUUCAAGACGGAGCCCGUGCGGACGCAGGUGCACCUGGAAGGGAACCGCCUGGUGCUCACGUGCAUGGCGGAAGGCAGCUGGCCGCUGGAGUUCAAGUGGCUCCACAACAACCGGGAGCUGACCAAGUUCUCCCUGGAGUACAGGUACAUGAUCACCAGCCUGGAUCGCACCCACGCUGGCUUCUACCGCUGUGUUGUUCGGAACCGGAUGGGGGCCCUGCUGCAGCGGCAGACCGAGGUCCAAGUGGCCUACAUGGGGAGCUUCGAGGAGGGCGAGAAGCACCAGAGCGUUUCCCAUGGAGAGGCUGCCGUCAUCCGCGCCCCACGCAUUGCCAGCUUUCCCCGGCCGCAGGUGACCUGGUUCCGUGAUGGUCGCAAGAUCCCACCCAGCAGCCGCAUAGCCAUCACGCUGGAGAACACCCUUGUCAUCCUGUCAACGGUGGCUCCGGACGCCGGCCGCUACUAUGUGCAGGCUGUUAAUGACAAGAACGGAGAUAACAAGACCAGCCAACCCAUCACUCUCGCCGUGGAGAAUGUCGGGGGGCCCGCUGACCCCAUCGCACCAACCAUCAUAAUCCCCCCCAAGAACACCAGUGUGGUGGCUGGGACCUCGGAGGUGAUCAUGGAGUGUGUGGCCAAUGCCAGGCCCCUGAUCAAGCUGCACAUCAUCUGGAAGAAAGAUGGAGUGCAGCUGUCCAGCGGCCUCAGCGACUACAACCGCCGCCUCACCAUCCCCAACCCCACGCUCAGCGACGCCGGCUACUACGAGUGCGAGGCUGUGCUUCGAAGCAGCAGCGUGGCCCCUGUGGUCCGGGGCGCCCACCUCUCCGUGCUGGAGCCGCCUCAGUUUGUCAAGGAGCCAGAGCGACACAUCACAGCUGAGAUGGAGAAGGUGGUGGACAUCCCCUGUCGGGCCAAAGGUGUGCCGCCGCCCUCCGUCACCUGGUACAAGGACGCCGCUGUGGUGGAGGUGGAGAAGCUGGCCCGCUUCCGGCAGCGGGGUGACGGCGGCCUGCAGAUCAGCGGGCUGGUGCCGGACGACACCGGCAUGUUCCAGUGCUUUGCACGCAACGCGGCCGGCGAGGUGCAGACCUCCACCUACUUGGCUGUCACCAGUAUCGCCCCCAACAUCACCAGGGGCCCCCUGGACAGCACGGUGAUUGACGGCAUGUCAGUGGUAUUGGCGUGUGAGACCUCGGGGGCACCCCGGCCAGCUAUCACUUGGCAGAAAGGGGAGCGCAUCCUGGCCAGCGGCUCCGUCCAGCUGCCGCGCUUCACGCUCCUGGAGUCGGGCAGCCUGCUCAUCAGCCCCACGCACAUCUCCGACGCCGGCACCUACACCUGUUUGGCCACUAACUCUCGGGGGGUGGACGAGGCCUCUGCAGACCUGGUUGUGUGGGCCCGGACUCGCAUCACCAGGCCUCCCCAGGACCAGAGCGUCAUCAAGGGCACCCAGGCCUCCAUGGUGUGUGGAGUGGCCCACGACCCCCGGGUGACCAUCAGGUAUGUGUGGGAGAAGGAUGGAGCCACCCUGGCCAUGGAGAGCAACCCACGCAUCCGCCUGGACAAAAACGGCUCCCUGCACAUCACACAGACGUGGUCAGGGGACAUCGGCACAUACACCUGCCGGGUGCUCUCAGCCGGCGGCAAUGACUCCCGCAGUGCCCACCUGCGAGUCAGGCAACUGCCCCACGCUCCUGAGCACCCAGUGGCCAUGCUCAGCACCGUGGAGAGACGGGCCAUCAACUUGACGUGGGCCAAGCCCUUCGACGGGAACAGCCCCCUGAUCCGCUACGUCCUGGAGAUGUCAGAGAACAAUGCCCCAUGGACCAUCCUCCUGGCCAGCGUGGACCCUGAAGCCACCUCAGUGAUGGUCAAGGGCUUGGUUCCAGCUCGCUCCUACCAGUUCCGUCUCUGUGCCGUCAACGAUGUGGGCAAAGGACAGUUCAGCAAGGACACUGAGAGGAUUUCCCUCCCCGAGGAGCCUCCCACGGCCCCGCCACAGAAUGUCAUCGCCAGCGGCCGGACCAACCAGUCCAUCAUGAUCCAGUGGCAGCCGCCUCCUGAGAGCCACCAGAACGGCAUCCUCAAGGGCUACAUCAUCAGUUCCCACGGUCCCCCCAGGCAAUGUGCAUGCAGAAGCCACCAAUUCCACGACCAUCCGCUUCACCUGGAACGCCCCCAGCCCCCAGUUCAUCAAUGGCAUCAACCAGGGCUACAAGCUGAUCGCUUGGGAACCUGAGCAGGAAGAGGAGGUUACCAUGGUGACUGCCCGACCCAACUUCCAAGACAGCAUCCAUGUGGGCUUCGUGUCAGGCCUGAAGAAGUUCACCGAGUACUUCACCUCGGUGCUCUGCUUCACCACCCCCGGGGACGGGCCCCGCAGCAGUCCCCAGCUAGUGCGCACCCAUGAGGACGUGCCAGGGCCUGUGGGACACCUGAGCUUCAGUGACAUCCUGGACACUUCGCUGAAGGUCAGCUGGCAGGAGCCGGGAGAGAAGAAUGGCAUCCUCACAGGGUACCGGAUCUCCUGGGAGGAGUACAACCGAACCAACACCCGUGUGACUCACUACCUGCCCAAUGUGACCCUGGAGUACCGCGUCACUGGCCUCACAGCGCUCACCACCUACACCAUUGAGGUGGCUGCCAUGACCUCCAAGGGCCAGGGCCAAGUGUCAGCCUCCACCAUCUCCUCAGGAGUGCCUCCAGAACUCCCGGGGGCCCCUACCAACCUGGGCAUUUCCAACAUCGGCCCCCGCUCCGUGACCUUACAGUUCAGGCCAGGCUACGAUGGGAAGACCUCCAUCUCCCGCUGGCUGGUGGAGGCCCAGGUGGGCAUGGUUGGGGAAGGAGAAGACUGGCUGCUGAUUCACCAGCUCAGCAACGAACCAGACGCCCGCUCCAUGGAGGUCCCAGACCUCAACCCAUUCACCUACUACAGCUUCCGCAUGCGUCAGGUGAACAUCGUGGGCACCAGCCCACCGAGUCAGCCUUCUAGAAAGAUCCAGACCCUCCAGGCACCUCCUGACAUGGCCCCAGCCAACGUGACCCUGCGCACAGCUAGUGAGACCAGCCUGUGGCUCCGCUGGAUGCCUCUCCCGGAGAUGGAAUACAACGGCAAUCCUGACUCAGUGGGCUACAAGAUCAAGUACAGCAGGUCGGACGGUCAUGGCAAGACCCUGAGCCAUGUGGUGCCGGACCGUGUGGAGCGGGAGUACACCAUCGAGGACCUGGAGGAGUGGACGGAGUACCGCGUGCAGGUCCAAGCCUUCAACGCCAUCGGGAGCGGGCCUUGGAGCCCCAUGGUGCUUGGCAGGACCCGGGAGUCAGUCCCGUCCUCUGGCCCCACCAAUGUGUCAGCGCUGGCCACCACCUCCAGCAGCAUGCUCGUGCGCUGGAACGAAAUCCCCGAGGCUGAUCGCAACGGGCUCGUGCUGGGCUACAAGGUGAGGUACAAGGAGAAGGACUCCGACUCCCAGCCCCGUUUCUGGCUGGUGGAAGGCAAUGCAUCUCGCAGCGCGCAGCUCACCGGCCUGGGCAAGUACGUGCUGUACGAGGUGCAGGUGCUGGCCUUCACGCGCAUCGGCGACGGCAGCCCCAGCCACCCCCCCAUCCUGGAGCGCACGCUGGACGAUGUCCCAGGACCACCCAUGGGCAUCCUGUUCCCAGAAGUGAGGACCACCUCAGUGCGGCUGAUCUGGCAGCCCCCGGCUGCCCCCAACGGCAUCAUUCUGGCUUACCAGAUCACACACAGACUCAACGCCACCACGGCCAACACCGCCGCAGUGGAAGUGCUGGCACCAAGCGCCCGCCAGUACACGGCCACCGGCCUCAAGCCUGAGUCUGUCUACCUGUUCCGCAUCACGGCUCAGACCCGCAAAGGAUGGGGGGAGGCCGCCGAGGCCUUAGUCGUGACCACGGAGAAGAGAGACCGCCCUCAGCCCCCCAGCAAGCCUGUGGUGCAGCAGCAAGACGUGAAGGCGCGAAGCGUGCUGCUGUCCUGGGAGCCGGGCAGCGACGGGCUGUCCCCCGUGCGCUACUACACCAUCCAGACCCGCGAGCUGCCCAGCGGCAGGUGGGCGCUGCACUCGGCCUCCGUGAACCACAACGCCUCCAGCUUCACUGUGGACAGGCUGAAGCCCUUCACAUCCUACAAGUUCCGAGUGAAGGCAACCAAUGACAUCGGAGACAGCGAGUUCAGCGAGGAGUCCGAGUCGCUCACCACACUGCAGGCUGCCCCUGACGAAGCACCCACCAUCCUCUCUGUGACACCCCACACCACCACCUCCGUGCUGAUCCGAUGGCAGCCACCAGCCGAGGACAAGGUCAACGGCAUCCUCCUGGGCUUCCGCAUCCGGUACCGGGAGCUGCUCUACGAAGGGCUGAGGGGCUUCACUCUUCGAGGCAUCAACAACCCCGGAGCCAAGUGGGCGGAGCUCACCUCCCUGUACUCCAUGCGGAACCUGAGCCGGCCCAGCCUCACGCAGUACGAGCUGGACAAUCUGAACAAGCACAGGCGCUACGAGAUCCGGAUGAGUGUGUACAACGCCGUGGGCGAGGGCCCGCUGAGCCCCCCGCAGGAGGUCUUUGUCGGCGAGGCGGUGCCCACAGCAGCGCCCCGCAACGUAGCCGUCCACGGCGCCACGGCCACACAGCUGGAUGUGACUUGGGAGCCGCCCCCUCUGGACAGCCAGAACGGAGACAUCCAGGGCUACAAGAUUUAUUUCUGGGAAGCCCAGCGGCAGAACCUCACCGAGCGAGUGAAGACGCUUUUCCUGGCUGAAAAUGGCGUGAAGCUCAAGAACCUGACCGGUUAUACCGCCUACAUGGUCACUGUGGCAGCUUUCAAUGCUGCAGGAGAUGGACCACGGAGCGCCCCCGUCCGGGGCCAGACCCAGCAAGCAGCCCCCAGCGCUCCCAGCUCGGUCAAGUUCAGCGAGCUGACCACGACCUCAGUGAAUGUGUCCUGGGAAGCCCCACGGUUCCCCAAUGGCAUCCUGGAGGGCUAUCGGCUAGUGUACGAGCCCUGCACCCCGGUGGAUGGGGUCAGCAAGAUUGUGACGGUGGACGUGAAGGGAAAUAGCCCCCUGUGGCUAAAGGUGAAGGACCUGGCAGAAGGCAUGACCUACAGGUUCCGCAUCAAAGCCAAGACCUUCACCUACGGGCCGGAGAUUGAAGCCAAUGUCACCACGGGCCCCGGAGAAGGUGCCCCGGGGCCACCAGGAGUGCCGAUCAUCGUGCGGUACAGCUCUGCUAUUGCCAUCCACUGGUCCAGCGGAGACCCUGGCAAAGGGCCCAUCACCCGCUACGUCAUAGAAGCCCGGCCUUCAGAUGAGGGACUCUGGGACAUCCUCAUCAAAGACAUCCCUAAGGAAGUGAGCUCCUACACUUUCAGCAUGGACAUCCUGAAGCCAGGCGUAAGCUAUGACUUCCGGGUCAUCGCAGUCAAUGAUUACGGCUUUGGCACCCCCAGCAGCCCCUCCCAGUCUGUGCCAGCCCAGAAAGCCAGUCCCUUCUACGAGGAGUGGUGGUUCCUGGUGGUCGUUGCCCUCGUGGGCCUCAUCUUCAUCCUACUUCUGGUCUUUGUCCUCAUCAUCCGGGGCCAGAGCAAAAAGUAUGCCAAGAAGACAGACUCUGGGAGUAGUGCCAAGUCCGGAGGCCUAGGUCACGGGGAAAUGAUGAGCUUGGAUGAAAGCAGUUUCCCAGCCCUGGAACUCAACAACCGGAGGCUGUCUGUCAAGAACUCCUUCUGCCGAAAGAAUGGCCUGUAUACCAGGUCUCCUCCACGGCCCAGCCCUGGAAGCCUCCACUACUCUGAUGAGGAUGUCACCAAGUAUAAUGACCUCAUCCCGGCCGAGAGCAGUAGUCUGACUGAGAAGCCCUCGGAAAUCUCAGACUCUCAGGGAAGUGACAGUGAGUAUGAGGUCGACCCGAAUCCCCAGAAGGCCCACUCCUUUGUCAACCACUACAUCAGUGACCCCACAUAUUACAACUCCUGGCGGCGCCAGCAGAAAGGCAUCUCCAGGGCCCAGGCCUACAGCUACACAGAGAGCGACUCUGGUGAGCCUGACCACACCACCGUGGCCAACAGCAACAGCGCCCAGCAAGGGAGCCUCUUCCGGCCCAAGACCAGCCGGACUCCAACGCCCCAAAACCCCCCUAACCCCCCAAGCCAGCAAAGCACCCUCUACCGUCCCCCCAGCAGCCUCGCCCCUGGCUCCCGGGCUCCAAUAGCAGGAUUUUCAUCAUUUGUUUGAUGUCAGAAGAGGAAAGAAGAACGAAAAAAACGAUACCAAACUCCUCCUUUACAGCUUCCUCACCGCCUGCCAGAAAACAAAAACACCAAGAAACUAAGUCAGCUUUUCAACUCCUGAGUUUAUUUUUCCAAGAUUCCAGGGCCAGUAAAGCUGGGACUAAGAAGGAGGCUGAAAAAAAAAAAAAACCGCGCGAGGACGGGUGUGGCCAGCAAUGGGUCGGCUUUGAGACUAUGGGGUCCACUGCAGCGGCAGAGGACUCAGUGGGUUGGGUCCUUGAAGAGAGGGGGGAAGGGAAGACACUGGUCUGGAGCCCUGGAGGCUGGGGUGGCUGAGGGGUGGGGAAGCUUUCUGGACAUCUCGCCAACUGCCUGCUUCCCAUGUGUGCUGGAUCCCAGGCCCACUUCUAGCUGUUCUCUUGGGAGAAGGAUGGGUGCCCCCAGAGGCAAAGGGCGGCUUCUCUCUUGCGCCUUCUCCUGGCAGGUGUCCCAUGACCCUGCCCAACUCCCUGCCUGGCCUCGUCACGUCCACUGCUCACCUCACUUGCUCAACUUCCCCACCAAGCACCUGGUUUAUUUAGAAAAGGGAAAAACAACUAAAGGGUGAGAAGCUGCUUAGCAACUUCCCUGGUCCUGCAUAUUUUUAAAACUGUGACCCCACAGAAAAGGGCUGGAGGGCCGCAGAGAGCCCCCACACAGCCACGCAGCCAAACCCUGCCGCUCUUUGCGUGAGUUCAGUUCCGGAGCACAGAGGAGGGGUGAGUUCUGGGGAACGCAAGUGUAGGGUGGCGCCUGGCUCCAGUCUGGGGACGACCAGGGUUAAUGCCUUGCAGGAAGUCAGGAGUGGGAGGAUGGAGCUUUGACCCUUCUUUCUUCCAGUCCAGCUACCACCUGUCGCACUUUUAAAGGAGGGAAACAAGGAUGCUAGGACAAGGAGAUUCAAAUUGGCUAGGCCAGGAGUUUGGCAGGUGAGGAUCACUGUCAGGGUACACACACCACUUUCCCUCUAGCACUCAUGGGUAUGUGCACAUACCCACUUCAAGGAAAUGGGCCUAGGAAUCCUCUCCAGGAGAAUUCCCCCUUCCCCAACAGCACGUCACUUCUGGGUUGCUGUCCCUCUGCCUCUUCACCCAGAGCCUCCUAAGCACAGCACACAGGAGCCCAGGGCAGUGGCCUAGUCCCUGGUCCAGAGGCCAGAGUAGUGAAAGUGCACCCACUCCACUCAGAACUGGGUUUACAGAGUCAAAGGACACCCCAACCCCCAGUGACAUCUUCCAGGCUGGGCUCAGCUGGGCCAGAGCUGGGAACAAGGAGAGGCUGGUCAGUAGGCCCAGGGCAAACAACAGCCUCUGAGAUGCCUGGCCAGCCAGGCCAGGAGGGGUGGAUCAUGUGGGACCUGGGGACGGGAAAAGCUAAUGAGAAGCAAAGCUUUUAUAUGCACACAAUCUGCUCCAAGGAAUGUUCUUUAAAAAGCUGCUCCGGGUGGCCUGAUCUUCCCAUCAGCUUGAGACUUCCAGCGCAAGGUUAUUCAGAUUCUCUGGGCUGUCUGAGGCCCCUGGGGAUUCCAGCCAGCCCUGUGAAACUGGCCCGAGGCCCAUGCACUGCUGGGGAUGGAUGGAUGGAUGGUUACCUCUCUUAGCCGGGACCUGUUGGAUUCGGCACAGGGCCCCUUAGUGAGCAGAGUUUCCUGGCAGUGCCCUGCAGCCCUGCCCUGGAGAAGGCCAGACCCUGUUUAGAAGGAUGAGAAGCAUCAGAGGAGGCCCAAGUGGGGAGUGGGUGGACAGACCAAGGAAAGAGAGAGCCUGUUCCCCUCCCUACAAGCCCCAAAUUAGUCAUUGUGCGAAUGGUGACUGGGAAGGAAAGGCAAGGACAGGGCCCAGGAAAGGGUAUGCUCACCCAGGGUGUGUGGGCUGCCCCAGUGCACUUGGCCCCUGGGAAAUGUGAAUGGGGAGAUUUGACCCUGCUGCUGGAUGCAGACAGUGACUUCUCCAUGAGAUCAGCUUUCCUCUAAAGCAGGACAAGGGGCUGCAGCUUCACUCCUCUGGAGAGUCAGGUGCUCAGGGCCUCUGAAGACUUGUCAGAGGCUGCUGGGGGCCUACCCACCUGCCUCAUCGGGCAUGUCCAUGGCCGCACAUCUGCAGCCUUGCUUGUGAUCUCCCUGCUGCACUUCCUUUUUUUCCUGUUUUUUUUUUUUUAACAACUUCAUCUUUCUUCUCUGUGGAGUGUUUAACCAUUUAAGGAAGUUCCCAGUUUGCAUUAAGGAAUUAUUUUAACCCAGCCCAGUGACAGAGUUCAGGGGAGGGAGCAGGGUGAAUAGAACCAUUGUGUGGAUGUGUGUACAUAUUGCACGAGGCCAGUUUUCCUUUGCCUUUAAUGAAUCACUUGGUGCACUACGGUAUCUCCCUCCCCCUCCCCACGUACUCAUUUGCACCUGAGCUGACACCCACGUGCACAUAAGUGAUGGUGCCUGUGCACACCUGUGCUCGUGCACACACACAGAUAUGCAUAGAACACAUGCCCGUGUGUGUGUGUGUUAGCAAAGGGGCUCUUAGUGGUCAUUCUGAUGGUCUGAGCUGUAUCUCCCCAUUAGGCACAUGUGGCCUGGGUGACAGGUACUUUGGGUGUACUGGGGAUCUGGACCCGAGAAGGUGAGGACACUAAACCACAGCUCCUAGAGGAGCCCAGGAAGUCAGGCUGGGCCCAUGGUAAACGUCCUCCCCUUAGUCAAUACCUACCCAUCUGCAGUGUUCCCGCCACUGCCCCUGCCACAUCUGGGCACCCAGGAGGGUCUCUAGUUGUGGAACUCUAGGUUUUUUUUAAAGAAGACAUCUUUUUGCCCUUGUUUACAUAUCUUCUGGGGCAGGGGAGGCUCAUGGCACCUCCUCCCAGACACCUGGCCACUUUAGAAAGGUGUAGUGGGCACUACCCAUGGGUCUUAGGGAGCCUUCUUGGCCUUUGACUUCCUGAGCUGUGACGCCUGGACCCCUGCUGGGGUGCAGGUCUCAGAAGCAGGUUCAUACCUGCCCUUUGGUGGUGCCUCACUCUGCCCUAAGGAAAUCUGGUGGUGUUCUCAGGAGCCCACGUUUGGCACACCAGGCCACUCUUUCCCCUCCUGACUAUUUCCUGGGUUCAUGUGAGCUCUGCACCCAGACUGCCAAGAUAAACCAAAUAAAUGCUCUGGGUUCCAGAAGCACCUUCCUUCUAGGGCUCAGGAAGUUUGCAGACCCAAGCUGCCUCCCCUUCUGUCCCCCACCCCCCCCCUCAAACUGACACUGCCUGAGUCAGAGGAAACAAGGCCACAGCGGGGCUGCCAUGCCCAGCACACACUUCUCAAGGCCUUCUCUCGCUGCCCAUGCAUCCCGAGCAGCGCUUCUAAAGGUGCCAGAGCCUCACCAUAGGCCACGCUAGGCAGGGGCUUCCCUCACCUGCCCAGGGAGCACAGUGAGCCCACACUGGUGAGGAGCCAGCAGGCAGGAGGGUGCAAGGGGACCCUCUGAGCAGCUGCACCAGCUCCUGAGUGCCUCUGUACGGUCCUGUGCAGGGACACCUACCCUGAUCACUACCCUGCCUGCACACACAGGUGCACCCUUGGGACCACCUCCUCUUCUCUCUGUUUCCAUAAGAUAACCAAAAGCAUUUAAACGUGUGACCUUCGCUCACCCAUACAGACUCCCCAGACAAAAAUCAAUACAAAUCUUUAUUUUUUUGAUUUAAAAGAUAUAAUGACAAAUUACGGGGAAAGUAUUCAUUAUGGCAGGUGUCUAUCUGUAAGAAAAUAUAUAUCUAUAUGUCAUAUAGCUUGUUAGCAGGUUUAUUUUUUAAAUGAAAGGUUAAAAAAAAAAGAAAUUGAUUUGAAAUAUAUACCACGAGAAGUCCCAUGUCCUGUCAAACUGUUAGUAUUUUAUAAAUAAACUUUUGUUUUAGAA